Messenger RNA from Lentinula edodes (shiitake mushroom), 846 nucleotides. RefSeq lists its product as uncharacterized. NCBI's taxonomy places the organism in Eukaryota, Fungi, Basidiomycota, Agaricomycetes, Agaricales, Omphalotaceae. The record is from RefSeq and is a predicted model, not a curated record. Bases 1 to 846 code for a protein of 281 amino acids. The transcript has 4 exons.
AUGGAGAACUAUUUGCCCAUCAACGCCCUUAGCGCUGUCAUCCUCGUAUCUGGCAAAAUACAUCCCGAAGAGGAAGAAUGGAAUGGACCUGACGUUCCUCUUGUACUGUACCGCCAAGCUCCCCCUCCUGCAGACAUACUUGACGAUGCAUAUUCCAAGGGGAGCUAUCAUGAUUUCUCCGACACAUAUCCACCCUGUCCCAAUCCGCCUUUCGAAAUCCCGCCACCUGCAGGCCUAACGCUUCAUGUAUCUCUUGGGAAACUCGUAUCUGAAGGUCGUACAGGAAUGAUCUAUGAGUGUGAAUGUACCAUUCCUCAUGGUAAUGAAGUGGGAUAUAAGAUUCCACCCGUAGUGAUCAAGAUCGCAAGGCAGUUUCGUACCAAAGACAUAUCGAGGGAGGCAACAGUGUAUGACUGCCUGACAAGUAUACAGGGCUCCGUGGUUCCACGAUGCUAUGGCUUCUUCCAGGCUCGUCUCAUCGAUUACUUUGAUUUCGGUCCGGUGUCUCUUCUCAUUUUGGAACAACUGGGGGAUUUAUUCAAACUCGGAGAACCCCUCCCAGAUGGUGCAAAGUCUGACAUGGAAGAUGCUUGCUCGGAUCUAGCACAGUUACGCAUCCUGCAUUGUGAUCUGCGUUGGGCAAACAUGCUUUCUGUUUUGCCUGGUGGCCUCCCAAGUCUGGCAUCACCAUUCACUGGGAAGAUCUACGGCUGGAGGCUUGUAGACUUCGAUCGCGCUGAACGGACUACUCAAGCAUUACCUGCCACUCAAAGGUAUUAUAAUAGUUACCUGAAGCGGGUGCUAAAAAGUAUUCCAUGGGGUGACCCUAUUGAGCCAUGGGACUGA